Messenger RNA from Caenorhabditis elegans, 602 nucleotides. RefSeq names its product Intrinsically Disordered Protein, class B (gene idpb-3). The record is from RefSeq and is marked reviewed. NCBI's taxonomy places the organism in Eukaryota, Metazoa, Nematoda, Chromadorea, Rhabditida, Rhabditidae. The coding region runs from base 19 to 516 and encodes 165 amino acids. The transcript has 3 exons.
GUAUUCCAUCCCUUUGAAAUGUCCAAGAUCGCAUACUCCACUUUAGCCAUUCUGGCAAUCAUUGCAAUUUCCCAGGUUCAAUCAGCAGUCUUGCCAGUGUCCUCAAAAGAAGUGGCGUUAGUAACAUCAUCAACUGAUGCUUCAACUACUUCAUCAUCUGAAACAUCAAUUGAUACAUUAGGAUCAUCCAGAGUUAAAAGACAAGGAGGAUGUGGUUGCUGUGGGUGCGGAUGCGGAUGCUGCGGAUGUGGAGGAGGAGGUGGAGGAUGCGGAUGCUGCUGUUGUAGGCCAAGAUGCUGCUGCUGUUGCCGUCGUUGCUGCACAUGUUGCCGUACUUGCUGUUGUACAAGAUGUUGUACCUGCUGCCGUCCAUGUUGUUGUGGAUGUGGAUGUGGAUGUUGUGGAUGCGGAGGUGGAGGACGUAAACGUCGUUCUCUUCAGAAUCUUCGUAUCGAUGAAGCCAACAGAGCCCUCGGAAUCAAGAGACGACCAGCCAAGGGAGGAGACAAGUGCUAAUUUUUUUAAUUCGGGUUUAGGUGUUUUUUUUUCUAAUUUUAUUUAAUUUACUAUUAAUAUUGACAAUAAAUAUAAUCAAUCGUAAA